UAACAAUUCAACCCGGACUUUUUCCUAUUUCCACGAAACGCCAUCACGACCACAACUUCCGACAACGACCACUUAAUACCAAGUCACAAUGGGUAAGCUACAAUUUUUAUUCUCUCCUCACCACCAGGAUCAAUACAAUCCAAGGCGAACGAUUGCGAACCACGCGACCGAUCAAAAUAUUAUCGAAUGAAUACCGAGUCAAGAAAUCGACGACAACGCGAAUUUACAUUCGUAUCCCACGCCGAAAAAAAACCUACGCAUAUACAAUUAUCAGCCUCAAUAAUUGGAGCACGAAUUCAGUUCGAUUGUGGUGGAGGAAAGAUUGGGACUCGAAUAGCACACGCCGCUCACGCUCGAUAAUCUAAUGAUUGAUCGUACGAAAAAUUUUAACAACGAUCAACUCGACACUCGCAAACACCUCGAGAUCUAGUUGCGCCGAAAUUCGCCUUGGAUUCAAUUACCCGAUCAAUUUUUAGAAGGGAAGGAUUUCUACUAACAAUGAUGGUAUCAGGUCGUCUUCAGGAAUAUCAGGUCAUCGGCCGUCAUUUGCCGACCGAGACCAACCCUACCCCCAAGCUCUACCGCAUGCGAAUCUUCGCUCCCAAUGAGGUCGUGGCCAAGUCUCGUUUCUGGUACUUCUUGACCAAGCUAAAGAAGGUCAAGAAGGCCAACGGUGAGAUUGUCAGCUUGAACAAGAUCGCCGAGAAGAACCCCCUCCGCGUCAAGAACUUCGGUAUCUGGAUUCGAUACGACUCCCGAUCUGGUACCCACAACAUGUACAAGGAGUACCGAGAGAUGUCCCGAACGGAGGCUGUUGAGGCUCUUUACCAGGACAUGGCUGCCCGCCACCGUGCCCGUUUCCGGUCGAUCCACAUCCUCCGCGUCGUCGAAGUCGAGAAGUCCGACGAUGUCAAGCGACCUUACAUCCGACAAUUGAUCACCAAGAACCUUUCUUUCCCUCUACCUCACCGUGUCCCCAAGAUCAGCAACAAGAAGGUAUUCAGUGCUACUCGACCUUCCACUUUCGCAUAAAAGGUUUUUCGUGUUGCCAGUCAGGGGAAAUUUGGGAAUCGGUUUGCCGGUGUUCAUUACGGAAUUGCGGAAAACAACUUUACUAGCAUGGCAUGUACGCUCACAUAGGUAGAGAGCAACGAAAUGCAUACCACAAAUGAACAAAUGAUUUGAUUUGCCUACUUAACUAUUUU
Messenger RNA from Hypoxylon trugodes, 1205 nucleotides. Its product is annotated as 60S ribosomal protein L20-like protein. Gene Ontology annotation, cellular component: ribosome; cytosolic large ribosomal subunit. NCBI's taxonomy places the organism in Eukaryota, Fungi, Ascomycota, Sordariomycetes, Xylariales, Hypoxylaceae. Bases 499 to 1032 code for a protein of 177 amino acids. The record is from RefSeq and is a predicted model, not a curated record. Gene Ontology annotation, biological process: translation. The transcript is spliced from 4 exons. Gene Ontology annotation, molecular function: structural constituent of ribosome.